Molecule: messenger RNA, 1773 nt
Organism: Fulvia fulva
Lineage: Eukaryota; Fungi; Ascomycota; Dothideomycetes; Mycosphaerellales; Mycosphaerellaceae
Product: Zinc finger CCCH domain-containing protein 45
Exons: 3
Coding region: 1-1773 (590 amino acids)
Biological process (GO): mRNA splicing, via spliceosome; regulation of alternative mRNA splicing, via spliceosome
Cellular component (GO): nucleoplasm
Molecular function (GO): N6-methyladenosine-containing RNA reader activity; mRNA binding
Source: RefSeq, a predicted model, not a curated record
AUGAGUGGUCCCGACGCACCGAAUGCGACUCAGUCGCCUGACACUCAAGGCCGGACACAGCAACAGCAGCAACAACAGCCUCCUCGUCAGUCCGGACAUGCGCCGUUUCAAUCGCAAUUACAGUAUCUGUCACAAGGUCAACAGCAUCCACAACAGCAACAAUAUGGCCAACAACCAUUCGACAUGGGCCAGCUGGCAGGAGCGUUACCUGGACAGUCCCCUCUAGCACCACAGCAUUACGGCGGCCUUGAUCAUUCUCAAGGUCUUGCUUCACCAGCUCUCUACCAAACAGCACAAGGCAUGUACCCACCACAAUUCGACCCUGCUAUGCUCGCAAGAGCGCAGCAGCAGCAAUUCCUUGCUGGCCAGUAUGGAGGACCAGGUCCAAUGCAGAACAUGCAACGACAACAGAGCUUUCCCAUGCAGCAACAGGUCCAAUUCUCCCCAAUGGACCCAUACGGAUAUGGAUUGAGCCCUAAUCAAUUCUCGCCCAUGGAUCCUCGAUUUGGGCCUCAAGCGCAAUACAUGGUGCCUCCAGGCAUGCCUGCUGACAUGACUCAAUUUGCACCACGCCCAGCCGCCGACACAGGUCCCAUCCCGAACUUCCCCCGUGGACCACCACGAAAGCCGAAGCAGUCUGGGCAUGCGCUAUGGGUUGGAAACCUGCCCCCAGCGGCAAUGGUGACGGAUCUGAAGGACCACUUCUCUCGGGAUGCCACGAACGACAUCGAAAGCGUGUUCUUGAUCGCCAAGAGCAAUUGCGCGUUCGUGAACUAUAGGACCGAGGCUGCCUGCGUCGCAGCUAUGAACCGCUUCCACGAUUCACGAUUCCAUGGUGUGCGCCUUGUCUGUCGUUUGAGAAGAGGCACGGGCUCUAGUAAUGCGAUCACGCCAACGGAGGAUGGUGCGAACUCUCGGCUAUCACCUCCGGCAGCGCGUACCCCCGAUGGAGUAGUUGAUGGUGCAGAUGGCGUCGAUGGCGUCGACGGCGUUGACGGAGUGGAUGGAGACAACAGUGGCCCUACGAUUGCGAGGAGUCAUUCUGGUCAAAGCGGUGUCUCAGAUGGGUCCCCAGGCCCGACUCUGGGGAGCGCACCUCCAGCAGCAACAGCUGGCGAGAAGGUGCCCGAGAAAUACUUCAUUGUCAAGAGUCUUACUGCCCAGGAUCUGGAAGCCAGCGUACGAAACGGCAUCUGGGCAACACAGUCGCACAACGAGGAAGCUCUCAACCAGGCCUACGGUCAGACAGAAAGCGUCUUCCUCGUCUUCUCCGCGAACAAGUCAGGCGAAUACUUCGGCUACGCACGCAUGGCCUCCGCAAUCUCUGGUGAACUUGUCGACCUCUCCAAGACCUUCCCCUCCGCCGAAGAAGUAGCCGCCGACCCAGCAGGCUCACCACAGUCCAUCCCCACACCAGCAACAGCGACCGCACCCAAAGGCCGCAUCAUUGACGACUCCGCACGAGGCACUAUCUUCUGGGAGGCAGAUCGUUCCGGAGAAGACGCUACAUCCUCAGGACAAGACGGGGGUGGUCAGAACUGGGGCAAACAAUUCCAGAUCGAGUGGCUAUCCACUAACAGGCUCCCUUUCUACCGCACCAGAGGCCUGCGCAACCCAUGGAACGCGAAUCGGGAAGUCAAGAUUGCGCGUGACGGCACCGAGCUGGAACCAAGUGUUGGAAGACGAUUGGUACAAAUGUUUCACCGCUCGUCGACACCGCAGUCUGGCGGUGGGAUCGGUGGCGUUCCGGCGCCUGGAAUGGGAUUCCGUUGA